UCUCUAUUUCGCUAGUAAGUGGGCUGUGACUGUGAAUCCGUCUGACUUGCAGACACAUCAUCUGAUAUGAACUCAGGAGAAAGAGAAGAAGUACAUGCUCCCCCUGGACAACCUAAGGUUCAGAGAUGUGGAGAAGACCUUCAUGUCCAGCAAGUGUGUCUUCGCUCUCUUCAACACAGAGUUAAGGAACGUGUAUAAAGACUACAAAAGCCUGGAGUUGGCGUGUGGCUCUCAGGAGGAGUUGGACAGCUGGAAGGCGUCUCUGCUGCAGGCCGGAGUUUACCCUGAGAAAGUCGCAAUGGAUGAGCAGGGGAAUGGAGCUCCUGAGAACUUCACAGACCCUCAGUUGGAGCGUCAGGUGGAGACCAUCCGUAACCUGGUGGAAUCCUACAUGAGCAUCAUCUAUAAGACCAUCAAGGACCUCAUGCCAAAGACCAUUAUGCACCUCAUGAUCAACAGCGUGAAGGAGUUCAUUAGCUCUGAGCUCCUGGCCCAGCUCUACGCUCUGGGAGAAUGCUCAGCGCUGAUGGAUGAGUCAACGGAGCAGCAGAAGUACCGGGAGGAAGUUCUCCGCAAGCACGCCGCGCUGAAGGAGGCGCUCGCUGUCAUUGGAAAGUUCUCCACCUCUACCUGCACCACCCCUCUGCCUCCACCUGUAGACUCCUCCUGGAUACGACCCUCCAGCCCGACACUCCCUAAAAAGACCAGUGUCGGUGUUCGAGGCCAUGCCCCAUCCGUCCCUCGAGUGCCCUCUAAUGCUUCUUCCAAGAGCACCAAGAGCCUUCAGCAGAUCGCUAGGCAACAUCACCGUGCUCCACCUAGUGUGCCAAGGAGGCAUCCUCCAGCUAUCCCAAAUGUGAAAUAACAGUAUUUUCUACUCAGAACUCCAUUACCCAUCGAUACCAGUGAUCCUCUAAACCGCCGCUCGCUGGUGCUCAGAGACCUCUGCCCUUUGUGAUGUGUCCUCCAGCUGAAGCUCUGCUGGGCUUCUGUCCUCUGGGAGCUGCCGUCUGCUAAUUCACUGAGUCUUGAGCGGCCUGUUUUGUACAUAAUACCAUUGGCCAUAAAUGCCGGAAUGUGCUCCUCUGUCUGCCUACUUUCCAAGAGUGCCUGAACCUUGUGUAAAUAGAAAUACCAAAUUGCAGUUAUUCUACCUAAACAGACCGCACAUGCACUAUUUUCAAUGUUUUUGAAUAAACAGGUUAUAUUUUUGAA
Molecule: messenger RNA, 1215 nt
Organism: Notothenia coriiceps (black rockcod)
Lineage: Eukaryota; Metazoa; Chordata; Actinopteri; Perciformes; Nototheniidae
Product: dynamin-3-like
Exons: 7
Coding region: 95-865 (256 amino acids)
Biological process (GO): receptor internalization; synaptic vesicle budding from presynaptic endocytic zone membrane
Cellular component (GO): synapse; microtubule; plasma membrane
Molecular function (GO): GTP binding; GTPase activity; microtubule binding
Source: RefSeq, a predicted model, not a curated record